AUCCCAUGGAGGCAGCGAGCUAUAGCUACCAAUUCCGGAUCGCUCUGCUCGGGGAUGCCUCGGUGGGCAAGACGUCACUGCUGCAGCGCUACGUGGCGGGCGCUCGGGGGGCCGUGGAGCCGGAGCCCGAGCCCACUGUGGGCGUGGAGUUCUACAGCCGCGAGCUGCAGCUGCCCGCCGGGCUCAGGAUCAAGCUGCAGCUCUGGGACACCGCGGGUCACGAGCGCUUCAGGUGCAUCACCCGAUCCUUCUACCGGAACAUGGUGGGUGUUCUGUUGGUCUUUGAUGUGACAAACAGAGAGUCCUUUGAACACAUCCAGGCCUGGCACCAGGAGGUCGUAUCCUCUCAGGGCCAUGACAAGGUGAUCUUCCUACUGAUUGGUCACAAGUGCGACCUGAGCACCCGAUGUGUCUCCACACAGGAGGCAGAGGAGCUGGCUGCCUCGCUGGGCAUGGCCUUCAUGGAGACCUCGGCCAAAAGUAACUGCAAUGUAGACCUGGCCUUUGACACUGUCACCAGUGCCAUCGAACAGGCCCUACAGCAGGGGGACAUCAAGCUGGAAGAGGACAGGGCAGGUGUCCGGCUCCUCCACAGAGCCCCAAACCCUAGAUCCCCCAGCAGCAGAAAGCAGGACUCAGGCCUAUGCCAGUGUUGACUCUGGGAGAGAAAGGGUUAAUGUGGUGCCAGCCUCAGACCCCCAGUGAGACUGGAGGGCAAAUG
Molecule: messenger RNA, 721 nt
Organism: Phodopus roborovskii (desert hamster)
Lineage: Eukaryota; Metazoa; Chordata; Mammalia; Rodentia; Cricetidae
Gene: Rab42
Product: RAB42, member RAS oncogene family
Exons: 2
Coding region: 6-656 (216 amino acids)
Cellular component (GO): Golgi membrane
Molecular function (GO): GTP binding; GTPase activity
Source: RefSeq, a predicted model, not a curated record